Molecule: messenger RNA, 1494 nt
Organism: Malassezia pachydermatis
Lineage: Eukaryota; Fungi; Basidiomycota; Malasseziomycetes; Malasseziales; Malasseziaceae
Exons: 2
Coding region: 1-1494 (497 amino acids)
Source: RefSeq, a predicted model, not a curated record
AUGGAGGACGCCAGCCCACCUGUGCCCAAGCCACGCAUUGUACGCGUGCCAGUGCCCACACAGACAAAUACAGAUGCUCGUCGCCAGGGACUCCGGACGUUGAACUUGCCUACAGUGGGCGUAACGCAGGCCGCCGCGGAGGCGGCCGCUGCUGCAUCCCAAUUUAGCUCCCCACCGAACGCGCGAUCGGAUCGUAGUGUGUCGGGGACACAAGUGCCAUCUGAUAUCGAGCCGAUGGAUUCAGAACGUACACGCUAUUUCCGCCGGCUUUCUGCCCUGCCCCCUGCGCCGCCGCAUAUCCCAUCGAUGCCCAAAUCCGUAUUGAAGUUUGUGGACGCGAUUCGUGGCGUAUUGUUUGCCCUGUCCCAAAUCUACACGGCAGUAAAUCAGCACACUUCUGUUUCCAAUGACGAACGAUUGGUGGCGCACUUACAGCGUGUCCUAAGCAUGGCAGCCAAGUCAAUGAGCGCCUUGAUUGCGGCCCUAGACCGGCUUGAUGCAUCGGCUCAAACAGGCGUACCUGAUACUUCGAUUAUACGCAACGUCAUGGAAGCCUGCAAUGAAAGUGUUCGCAUGUUUCGUCGCGCUGUGAUGAUGCUGUAUACCAAGAUGCCACAGCUUGAACAAAGCGUGGAUCCUCGAUUUACGCGAACACUCUUGCUUUUGCUCUAUGGAAGUAUAGCUGAGCUCCGCAACUGUGCCGAAAUGAUGGCACCAGCCAUGCAGGAUGUGACAGAAUUCGUGUCACAAGAGACCAGCCAACCUGUUCCGCCCCAGACGCCGCUUCUUCGUUCGGUUCGCAAACCAAGUCAGGCAGAUACGUCUUUCGGAACGCCCAUUGACAUGCAUGACGCUAGCGAUAUGGACGUUGUACCGUCUGCGUCCAGUACACCCAUUAGUAAACUGUAUGGACGAAGACCUUCGAUACCAGCACUUCGCUCACCAGCGCUCUCACCACGCGACACGUCGAAACCUUCGACCUUUCGCACACCUGCGUCCCCACGGCCUGGCACGACGUUAUCCCGCAUGCGAUCUGGCCAAAGUCUUAAAUCAGAGGCAUCAAACGAUGGAAUGUCUUCCUUAAUUAUGCAAGUGGCAAGCAAUGCUACCACUACGUGGUCUGAACUGCGAGCCUAUGUCCAGGAAGGUCUGCGACGCAUCGAUGAGGGAGAGACGCCUCAGUCGCCAGGCGAUACGCGGUACAAGCGACUCCGUGACGUGGAGGAGGCGUGCAAACAUACGUUGGAUCUAACUAAGCAACUACAAACCUCUUGCGAGCGAGUCGGUGAGUUUCCCUUGCAUGCGAGCAGCCGCGAUACGCAUCAGUUAUGGGAAGACGCCAACCAGUUUGUGCGAUCCAUUAUCCAUAUAUCUACCUUGGUACGAGCUGUGGCCGUGUCCUAUCCGUUUCCACGCGAGCUGAUGCGGGGCGUCAGCGAUGUGAACCAAGGAUGCUCAGCCCUCGCGGUACAACUCCAUACGCUCUCCACAUAG